Messenger RNA from Chinchilla lanigera (long-tailed chinchilla), 1843 nucleotides. RefSeq names its product cyclin-dependent kinase inhibitor 2C (p18, inhibits CDK4) (gene Cdkn2c). Gene Ontology annotation, cellular component: nucleus. Gene Ontology annotation, molecular function: cyclin-dependent protein serine/threonine kinase inhibitor activity; protein kinase binding. The record is from RefSeq and is a predicted model, not a curated record. The coding region runs from base 101 to 607 and encodes 168 amino acids. NCBI's taxonomy places the organism in Eukaryota, Metazoa, Chordata, Mammalia, Rodentia, Chinchillidae. The transcript is spliced from 3 exons. Gene Ontology annotation, biological process: negative regulation of cell population proliferation; regulation of cyclin-dependent protein serine/threonine kinase activity.
GACUACCCCUUCGGCGAGGCGGAUGGAAACCGAGCCCCUCGGAGGACCUGCCCCCGAAGUUCUGGCCCAAAUCUCCACCGUGAUCAAGGGACCCUGAAGAAUGGCCGAGCCGUGGGGGAACGAGUUGGCGUCCGCAGCUGCCAGGGGGGACCUAGAGCAACUUACUAGUUUGUUGCAAAAUAAUGUAAACGUCAAUGCACAAAAUGGAUUUGGAAGAACUGCGCUGCAGGUUAUGAAACUUGGAAAUCCUGAGAUUGCCAGGAGACUACUACUUAGAGGUGCUAAUCCCAAUUUGAAAGACCGAACUGGUUUCGCUGUCAUUCAUGAUGCAGCCAGAGCAGGUUUCCUGGACACUUUACAGACUUUGCUGGAGUUUCAAGCUGAUGUUAACAUCGAGGAUAAUGAAGGGAACCUGCCCUUGCACUUGGCUGCCAAAGAAGGUCACCUCCAGGUGGUGGAGUUCCUUUUGAAGCACACAGCCAGCAAUGUGGGGCAUCGGAACCAUAAGGGGGACACAGCCUUUGAUUUGGCCAGGCUCUAUGGGAGGAAUGAGGUCCUUAGCCUGAUGGAGGCAAAUGGGGUGGGGGGAACCACAGAUCUGCAUUGAGUACGGGGAGGGCUUUCUCACAUUGCCUCUGCUUUGUGGUUGGCUGCCUUGACUAUUUUAAUAUCAUUCCUUAAGAUAGUUUUUUUUUUUUCAUACUUUAAGCAGCUAGUUAAAUCUUCUGAAACUGCGUAAGUAGAAUUCUUACUACAGGUUUAUGGAUAUAUUUAAGCAACAUUUUUUUCCCAGUGGCAAAAAUCCUGAUUUCUAACAUGUAAUUGAGAAUAGCUUUGCUUUCUUCUGAACAUUUUAUCCUACUUUGACUUUUUCUUUGCUUACCUUUACCCUUUUGCUGAUCGCAAUAUCCAACUUGAAGGCUUUGUUUUUAAAAUGGUUUGCGCUGAUGCUUCUUUUGCCUAAUUAAAAUACAUUUUCAGAACAGGAUAAUGUUUUUCUGUGAUUUUCCCUCUUCUGUAACCCAUACACAACUUAAUACAACUAAGAACUGUUCUAGAAGUUCAUGUUUUAAAACUUAGAAAGGUAGACCAUUUGGAAAACUAAAUGUAUUUUGUUUAUAAUUCAGUUAUUCUUUUCUUUCUCUCCCCAUCCCACCGCACACGUUUACUUGCUGCCUAGUAUUUCUGCUUUAAAACAAAAUAAGAGUAACAUUUUUUGAAGAUCAAACCUGAAAUCAUCUCUGUAUGAAUUUCUCCAAAUGUUCAAUCUUCCAUUUUUCUCAAAGUCAGAUCGUUGAAGUUUCAUAAGUAGUGAUCUGAAGACAAAUAUGUAUGAGCUCUGAAGCUACUUUUUAAAAAACUAUCACCUUAAAAGUACUUGCCAUUAGUUGAUUUUUAAAAUUACAAAAUGAAACAAUUAAGUAAUAUAUUUCCCAAAAUUGUACCAUAAGUGUACUAAGUGUAAUGCCUUUUUCUUUCUGAAUGUCAGAAAUGUAAAAUUACAAAAUGUUUAAGGAUUAAAAUAAAAUGUAAAUUGCAAUUUUUAGGUGAUAAAAGACUCAGCAAGAAAAAAUGUAUAAAUUACAUAUAAAGGUCAUAACUGUUUUAGGGUAUACAGAAUAAUGGAUGUAUAAUCUUUUACAAUGAAUAAACAAGCCACUCUACCAUAUGGUACUUGACUUCCACAAAACAUUUCUGUCAGGAGUUUUAAAUCUUUUAUGGAAAACUGUUUAGCUAAAAAAAAAAUUCAAAUGUUGAAGAAAACAGAAAGAUCUGAAAUAUCCAGGGAGCUAUCCCUACAUCUGCUACUUACUCUGUCAUAUUAAAGAUUGUUACCAAAGGA